CGCGGCACAGGCAGCAGGAGCGAGCGAGCGAUGGCGGGCCAGGCGGGCGGCGGCCGGGCGCUGCGCUGCCUGGUGGGCGCGGCGGGGCUGCUGGCGGCGCUCAGCGCGGCCGGCACCGUCUUCCUGCUGGGCCAGUGGCGGGAGCUGAGCGCGGCCGUGCGCAGGCUGCAGGAGGACGCGGCGCCGCUCCCGCCGCCGCGGGACUUGCCCAGCGCGCUCCGGCACCUGCCCGCGCCCACCGCCCCGCCGGGCCCCGGCCAGCCUGCGGGGCCCACCGCCGGCAGGAGCAAGCGGAGCCAGCGGGCGCGCGGCUGUGCCAAGCUGCGCCUGGAGCACGACGACGCCUUCCUCCUGAUGGGCUACCCCGUGGUGCCGGUAGGGGGCGCGCUGGCCUGGCUGCCCUCCCCCAAGGUCCGGGUGAUGUUGGAACUCUGCAAUGGUACGAAAGGAAUGUGUUUAACAGGGCCCCCAGGAUUGCCAGGUCCUCCUGGUCUUGAUGGGAUGCCAGGUUUUAAUGGCUCUGAUGGAAUUCCUGGUCUCCCCGGGCAAAAGGGAGAACCUGGAAGACGAGGGAAACCAGGGCCUAAAGGUGACCCUGGAGAGAAAGGAGAUCCUGGUGAAAUCGGCUUACCUGGGAAAAAUGGGACUCCGGGAGAAAAAGGCUCGAGAGGGGCGAAGGGAGAUAAAGGAGAUGCAAGCAAUGACGUAACAGCAGAAGGUGUGAAAGGUGAGCCAGGCCCUCCGGGCCCCCCUGGCCCCCCAGGGCUUCCAGGUCCUCCUGGGCCCCCAGGCAAACGAAAAGCAAAAGCCGAGGUCCAGGAGAACAUGUUCAGUGCCAAGUGUGUAGGGGACACAUGUGAUGUUCCAAAUGAUGAUACUCUGAUAGGAAAAGUGGAAGAAACGGCCACCCUCUAUCACCGUAAAAAUUCAGAAUGCAUCAUUAAAUCAGUAGGAAACCCUGUUGAGGUUAAGAAGAUGAAAGAGACUUUUGGAGUGUGGAUGAUGGAUCCUGCAAAUCGAAGCGAUGAGCGGGUUUGGAUUACGGAACAUUUUGCAGGCAGAAUAUUAAAAGAAUACGCUGAUGUGACCGCCUUGCUGAAUGACAGCUACGAGGUCAUCGAGCUCCCAUGGAACUUUUAUGGAUGUGGCCAUGCCAUCUAUAAUAACGCAAUAUAUUAUCAGAAAAUUGGGACCAACACCAUUGUAAAAUUUGACCUGGGGAAAAAAUUGUCCGAAAUUCUUGUGCUCGAGCGUGCCUGGAACCACUUGCGCCAUUACCUCUUCGCUUACUCUAAAACCUACUUCAACAUCGCUGUGGACGAAAUGGGAUUUUGGGUGAUGUACGUGGAGAGGUUUGACGAAACUAUCAUGGUGGCCUACGUGGAAGAGGAGAAGUUUUCGGUGCUGCUGAACAUCAACACCACCUACCCCAAAUCCAAAGCCGGCAACGCCUUCAUUGCCUGCGGGGUGCUGUAUGUCACUGACAAGAAUGAUACCUAUGUGACAUUUGCUUUUGACCUGCUGAGUGAGAAGCAGAUUGAUGCGAGCUUCGCGCUGAAACGGAGCCCGUCCAACCUGGCGAUGCUCACCUACAAUCCAAGAGAUAAACACCUUUAUACGUGGGAGAAGGGCUCAUUGAUGAAGUACCCGGUCCAUUUUACCAGCUGAGCACGUCCCGUUGGAAACAAUCCGUCGCUCAGCCUAUUUUGGCCUCUGUUAAGCAAUAAAUAAUUUGUAGGGGAGGCCCCUUAUCUGCUCUCCUGUAAUCCGUCUCUCUUGUCCAAGGAGAGAAGAAAUUUGGAACUGCAGCCAUGUAUGUGCAUUUUAGGGGAAGGUAUGACCCUUGUGGUGUCAUUUGUGCCUGUUUAGGUUUUCUUGGCUGUUGUUGGCUCUGUAGAACGAAGGGCUGCUUAAUAUUAUAGCCAAUCCUACGUGCUAGCGAACACAAAAAGAGUGUGUUGCUGUUCCGUUGCAGGGGUGCACAAGAUAUAGUCCAGGGGCCCCCCAGGGCCCACUAGUGCCUGUAAACCCCACCCUACCCCAAAUCGGGUCACUUAGCCAGUAUUUAUGGUCUUCCUGCCUCCAGGUGGCUGUAUCUCUGAGCAAAGAGCAGCUCAGUAGCAUCCGGAGCCCUGGAUGCCAAUGAAACAGAUGGGUGACAUGUUGAGGCAAGCUGUUAAGAAAAAAGGCCAGAAGCCAGGCUCCAGACCCCAAAACCAAGUGGAAGAUGAAGGUUUAAACCCCUCUCCCUUCCUGGAACAAGCCUGUUGUGCAAUUUUUCUGCAGAACAAAAUGGUGCUCUUCAUCUUCUCGGUUUGAGGCCCCCGGUGUUGCCAAAUCCCUCGCUUCCCAGCCCCUGAGCUUCAUGGAGCAAGGUCUGGUGAUGUCAUGGGAUGGAAUCUGGUGACAUCAUACCUUCACAAUAUGACCUCUCUAGUUCUGGUCAAAGCCAAUUCUGGCCUGUGUAACUGUUUGUGUUGUGUGCCCCUCUGCUUUCAUUCAUCCUUCUGCUGAUUAAAUUGUCUCCACUGAGCAGCUGAUCGACUAAAUGGAACUGUUGCUGCAAUUUCUAACAAUGGUUGCCUUGUGCAACUCUACUAUACUCUAGUAUACCUACAAUGCAGAAAGAAGGCGUGGAUUCUGAAGCAGCUGACUGUGAGCGAGUCCCAGGGCCCGCCUAUUCCACAAUCCUGACACACAACACUAGCAAUCCAUCUAGGUGUAAAAGAAAAGCGAAAUGCAAAAAGUUAAGACAGAGGCCAGGCAAAAAUAGAAUUCAGCACGUGCAACGUAUGCCUUUUAAUGGCGUACAGUUUGGCUAGAGAAAACUAGCAGCUGCAGCAUUUGCUGCAUGCACUAAUGGGUGGGUUGCAAUUUGUUGGUCUGCAGGCAAAGUUCCUAGAGUGGGACCAACCAAAAUAGUACAAAGCAGAGCGUGAGCUCUCAAGUUCUGGAGGAAUCACAAAUUAAGUCCCUGAUGUUUUGUUUUUAAACAUUGGAAGGUGUAAAAGUUAUACAGCUGUAGAAACCUUUUAUCUGAGGUUUAAGUUAGAAGCAAGUAGUGCAAUGGAGCCCUAGGCAGGGCUCAUUUCGAGGGGGAAUGCGCCGGAAUGCAGUUCUGGCAGUUCCCCAAAGAGGUCACAUGACAGGUGGCCCCGUCCACCUGACUCAGCCAUUUUGGGCCCAUUUCGGCCUGGAUUGGGGCCGAAAUGGCCCAGAUCGAGCCUCUGACGGGUGGUGGAUCACUCACCUGCUCAGCAGUGGCCCAAUCCUGACCAUUUUGGGCCCCUUUUCAGCCAUUUUUGCCAUUUUGGGCCCAAUUUUGGCCCUGAAUGGCCAGGAUUGGGUCUAAAACAGCCAGAAUAGGUGAUGUCAGGGGGUGUGGCAUAUGCAAAUCAGUUAUACUAAUGACACACUUCCGUUGAUGGCACGGGUCGUGGCAUAUGCUAAUGAGUUGUGCUAAUGAGUUGUGCUAAUGAGUUCUUCCAGCUCUUUUUCUACGAAAUGACCCCUGGCCCUAGGUAAACAGGUCAACAGCUCAAUUCCUGCCCUAUCACUGUUACUUCUUUGCUAAGUUUCUGGAAUUAACUUCCCUGUAAACUUCUCUUGCUUUUCUGUGGUGUGCCUGGUUCUAUUUAUGUAUAUCGUAAGAGAAACUCCUCUUAUGUUUUCUGAAGAGUGAGAUGAUGUAAGUGAUUUCACAGCCUGCUUUUACUUGUUUUAACUUUACAAGCAUCCAUAGCAUCAAACCAGUUUGAAUGCAGAAAAAGCCACCUGUUCUAUGGCAAACUUCUUGUGCCAAACAAGCUUUUAGUGGUUCUUUUAUAAGGAAAAGAGGUGUGGUUUGAUAAUUUAGCCCUCCACAAUUCACAUGGAUUCUAGAUUCUUUCUGUGUUACGGGUGAUGGCAUAUGUGGGAAUGUUUCUUUGUCAAACUCCAACUGGUAAAUCUGUAACCAUGCCUGAUGGUUAAGAAUUGUAAAUUCUCACAAGAACCUAUCAAUAGAGAUGAAAAAUUUCUGGAAAUCGUUAAGCCAUGGAAAACAGUUUUCUUCUGAAAAAAGUGGAAAUUUUAGAAAAAAAUUUGAAAUACAUGCAAUAUUUCUUAUCA
Molecule: messenger RNA, 4110 nt
Organism: Eublepharis macularius
Lineage: Eukaryota; Metazoa; Chordata; Lepidosauria; Squamata; Eublepharidae
Gene: GLDN
Product: gliomedin
Exons: 10
Coding region: 31-1668 (545 amino acids)
Biological process (GO): signal transduction
Cellular component (GO): cell surface
Source: RefSeq, a predicted model, not a curated record